AUGGAUGUCCUUCCGUCAUGGAGCGAAGGCUUCCUUCCGCUGUAUAUUCUCUUCGUCGGAGUAACGGCCUGCACCAACGCAAUAUCAUGCUACUUCUCCGACUCCUACGUCCGCCGACUGUACAACCCUCCCAACGACCACCUCCCGCCUGUACCGGGCAUUCGAAAGACCACCUCCCAAACCACCACUAUCGAAGAAGACUUCUUCUCGACACCUCAGCCUGACAGACGCCCCUCUGUCGCUUCCAUCGCCGUUCACGAGGACCGCUCGCCUGUCACUGACCUCUCCUCGCGAACCUUCGCUACCUGGAACAUGGCGGUUGGACUGCUGAGGAUGCAUGCCGCCUACCACGUUCAUGAGAGGGAUUGGUAUCAUAUGCAGAUGUUGACCAAUGUUGUUGGACUGGUCCAUUUCGGAGCGGAGGCGUUUUAUUGGCGGACAGCGAGGCCAUCAGGUCCGUGGUUGGCGCCGACUGUGGUGGCGAUGAUCGGUUUGAGCUGGAGUCUGUUGCAGUAUGGGCAUUAUGUGAAGUGA
Cyphellophora attinorum is the source of this 534-nucleotide messenger RNA. RefSeq lists its product as uncharacterized. Gene Ontology annotation, molecular function: protein-macromolecule adaptor activity. NCBI's taxonomy places the organism in Eukaryota, Fungi, Ascomycota, Eurotiomycetes, Chaetothyriales, Cyphellophoraceae. The transcript has 2 exons. Gene Ontology annotation, cellular component: endoplasmic reticulum; membrane. Bases 1 to 534 code for a protein of 177 amino acids. The record is from RefSeq and is a predicted model, not a curated record.